Messenger RNA from Paramecium tetraurelia, 177 nucleotides. RefSeq lists its product as uncharacterized. The record is from RefSeq and is a predicted model, not a curated record. The transcript is spliced from 2 exons. NCBI's taxonomy places the organism in Eukaryota, Ciliophora, Oligohymenophorea, Peniculida, Parameciidae.
AUGGGAAUCAUCUACUUACCAUUCUUCUAUUUGCUUAUUGCAGUCUUACCUUAUCCUAUUUGUAUUUUGAAUGCCUUCAAGCAAAUUCUAAAAGGAAGAUUUAAUUUAUAAUAAGAUGAAGUAGUUGCAGCAUCAAUCGCAGCAUUUUAUGGCAUGUUUGUUAUCUGUGAAGAUUGA